UCAAGUAACAUUAGCAGAAGUACUCAUAGAGAUCUAUAACAUAUAUACUAAAAUAUCAAACAUAAUGAAAGGUGUUAACAUCCUUUUAACACUUUCUGUCUUGGGUUUGGCAACUUUCAUUGCCUCUGCCUAUGACCCAGGCCCUCUGCAGGACUUCUGUGUAGCAAUAGAUGACCCUAACAAGGCUUCAGUGUUUGUGAAUGGGAAAUUCUGCAAGGAUCCAAAGUAUGCCAAGGCUGAGGAUUUCUUCUUUUCUGGGCUUAACAUUGCUGGGGAUACUACCCAUAAAGUUGGGUCCAAUGUCACUAAUGUUAAUGUGGACAAAAUUCCUGGCCUCAACACUCUUGGGGUAUCAUUGGUUCGCAUUGACUUUGCACCAUAUGGCGAAAACCCGCCUCACACUCACCCUCGUGCCACCGAAAUCCUCGUUGUCGUGGAGGGACAACUCAGUGUCGGUUUUGUGACGUCAAACGGCCAAGACGGGAACCGCCUGUUCACAAAGGUUCUAAACAAGGGAGAUGUGUUUGUCUUUCCAAUUGGUUUGAUUCACUUCCAGUUCAAUCCAGGAAAGGUCCCAGCAGUUGCCUUCGCGGGUCUCGGCAGCCAAAAUCCAGGGACCAUAACAAUUGCAAACGCAGUGUUUGGAUCUAAUCCUGCCAUCAACCCUGAGAUCCUAGCCAAGGCCUUCCAACUUGACCAGAAAAUAGUUGAGGAGCUUCAGAAGAAAUUCUGGGUAGCCAAUUAGGGAGACCAAGAAACAACCAUAUAAUAAAAUUACUAGAAUAUGUUAUGUGUUAUGUAAUAAAUAGAAUGGUCAUGUGUCUAUGCGCCAUUCUCUCAUUUCAGUUUAUUAUGACUGAGUUGCUGAGAGCAUUGUCUCCGUACUUUGUACUGUACCUAUAGAUUUACGUGUGUUUUACAAAUUCAAUAAAGCUUUACUUU
This is a messenger RNA of Morus notabilis, 942 nucleotides long. Its product is annotated as germin-like protein subfamily 1 member 17. Gene Ontology annotation, cellular component: cell wall. The transcript is spliced from 2 exons. The record is from RefSeq and is a predicted model, not a curated record. Bases 65 to 745 code for a protein of 226 amino acids. Lineage: Eukaryota; Viridiplantae; Streptophyta; Magnoliopsida; Rosales; Moraceae. Gene Ontology annotation, molecular function: manganese ion binding.